Messenger RNA from Plenodomus lingam JN3, 1287 nucleotides. RefSeq lists its product as uncharacterized. The record is from RefSeq and is a predicted model, not a curated record. NCBI's taxonomy places the organism in Eukaryota, Fungi, Ascomycota, Dothideomycetes, Pleosporales, Leptosphaeriaceae.
AUGAUCAACAAGGGCUUUCGUAUCUCUUUUGCCCACCUUCUCUUCUAUGUCUCCACUUUUGUAAUCACCACUCAGCUGUGGUCUGUAUGGCGACAAUCAAACACCCGCUACUUCACCGUCGGCCCACGGGACUGGCAGUGGAAUGCCAAUCUUCAUGCCAAUGUACAUACACUCAGCCAUGACCAGUGCGAUUCCGCCUUUCCCAAGCUGUACCACAGUCUUGAUGAGGCAGUCAGCCGCCGACAAGGCCGCAAGGUACAUGUGCAAGAUAUUGCAAUUCGUGAAGGCAGAUGCAUGUUGAGGCUCAUGAUAUUUGAGGGUGAAUUGUUUGUUAUAGAUGCCGGGAAGCCCGAACAAUGCUAUGUCACAAACGGCAACGAGCGUGAACGCAUACUGGGCACCCUUGCACAGAUCGACCGCGCUCUCACUACCCUUCCCACUUCCGACCCAGCUGUGCCGAACAUCGAGUUCUCUCUGUCACUCGACGAUCUGCCCCGAAGAUCCAAGGAUCACGGAGUCUUCUUCGGCUACACUCGCAAGGAGGGACGUGAGUACAAUGAUAUCUGGAUGAUGCCCAACUACGCAUACUGGUCGUGGAACUACACCCACGCACCGAGUUGGAACAGCAUUCGCCGAGAGAUUGAGCAAAGAGAGGCCGAAAUUCCGUGGGCGAUGAAGGACAGUCGAGUGGUGUGGAGAGGCAAGGUGAAAAUGGCCAAGUUGAGGUCGGAGCUCGUGCGCGUUAGUGAAGGGAAGGCAUGGAGUGAUAUCAAACCUGUGGUCAUCAACAAUGCCUCAGACCCACAUACAAAGGAUGUCAUGAAUCUGCGUGAAUUCUGCGGCUAUAAGUACACCAUACAAACCGAGGGAACAUCGUACUCUGGGCGCCUCAAGUAUCUACAGCUGUGUCGCUCCGCAUUGAUCACCCAUCCUCUUGAAUGGCAAGAGUUUCAUACGCACCUCAUGCGCCUCGCUGGGCCAGAUGCAAACUAUAUUGAAGCCUCAGAAAAUUUUGGAAAUCUGGAAUCGGCCAUGGAGUACUACCACGCCCACGAUAACGAAGCUGAGGAGAUUGCGAGGAAUAGUCACGAGACCUUUGCGCGACGAUAUUUGACACCCGCUGCAGUCACUUGCUAUUGGAGACGGCUGUUCUGGUCUUGGGCAUCAGUGCAAGGCUACGAGCCUCAACUAUACAUUACGGACGACAAGGGCAAUAAAGUUAUGCGAGGAACGCCAUGGUCAGCGUUUGCAGCCAAUUGGCCCAAGGAUCCUUCAAUCAUUCCAUGA